CAAGCGUGUCGAGGCUGUCAAAGACGUAAGACGUGUCACACUGGGACGGCGUGCUAAUGCAGGUGUGUCGCCUGCCGUGUGUGCAGGUAAAAGUACAGGUGAACAUUGCGUUGAAAGAAAUACCUUCCUGUCUGUUCAUUCUUUCAUUCAAGACAACAUCAUUUAAGAGAGCCAUUGGUCACGCUGUGACGUCAUGGCCUGUUGCAGCUCAUUUGCUGGUCUCAUCUUCACCUUGCUCUUGCUGGUUGUGUCGCUGACCUUGACCUUGAUCGGCAUCCUGACGGACUGUUGGUUCUUUGUGGAUACGAAAGGUAUUCUUCUGGACGGGGAGACUGUCAAGAGAGACAACUACCAUUUUGGUUUCUGGAGGAAAUGCUAUGACAACCUACCUUCAGAACUACCACUUAAUGAGGAUUUAGCGGCUGAGAAAAACUGUGUUUUAAUCUAUGGGAAACUCACUCCUAAAUCAGGACAAAAUCUUACAACUAAAGAAGAUUUGCUCAUUGAGCUGUCCAGGUCUUACAUUGGACUGACCAUAACAUUCGCUGCUGUCCAGUUGGCCACCAUCUUGAUACUUCUGUGUGGCACCUGGCCAGGACGGUGUGGCCAGGUCAAGCGGCCAUGUUUGUACGUUCUGGCCGUCAUCGUUCAGACCCUAGCUACCAUGUGUGGUGUAGCUGCAGGCAUUUGUUUUCUUGCUGCCAGAGAUGUUGAGGUCAGUGACCUGAUGCUGUACACAAACGCCAACACUAGCUUUGGAUAUUCCUUCAUGCUGCACUGGAUCGCCACUGGUAUCAGUUUCUGUAAUGGGGUCUUUAUUUUAAUACUGUAUAGAUGGGCUUCAGAUUAUGUUCAUACAAAUUCCAAACUUAGGUAGAAGUCAUUUCACUCAUCUUGAAAAAAAAAUUGUUUAUAAAUUAACAAACUAAAGAGACU
This is a messenger RNA of Physella acuta, 936 nucleotides long. RefSeq lists its product as uncharacterized. The record is from RefSeq and is a predicted model, not a curated record. Gene Ontology annotation, cellular component: plasma membrane. NCBI's taxonomy places the organism in Eukaryota, Metazoa, Mollusca, Gastropoda, Physidae.